Messenger RNA from Acanthopagrus latus (yellowfin seabream), 9339 nucleotides. RefSeq names its product thyroid hormone receptor beta (gene thrb). Bases 1033 to 2562 code for a protein of 509 amino acids. Gene Ontology annotation, molecular function: RNA polymerase II cis-regulatory region sequence-specific DNA binding; zinc ion binding; nuclear receptor activity. The record is from RefSeq and is a predicted model, not a curated record. Gene Ontology annotation, biological process: retinoic acid receptor signaling pathway; thyroid hormone receptor signaling pathway; negative regulation of transcription by RNA polymerase II. Lineage: Eukaryota; Metazoa; Chordata; Actinopteri; Spariformes; Sparidae. The transcript is spliced from 8 exons.
GGCAGAACACAUUUCAGUACUAAGUAUUUUAGUCUUUUGAAGGAAAGAAAAGUGUCAUGUCAUUAAACUGGAAUGUCAUGUUUCUUUAACAAAAAAUGCAUGUCUUAAUUAAUUGUAGUGUUAGCAAUUUAGAUUUUUAUACAUGUUAUUAUGUUCAUUUUACACAUUAAAGCUAAAUAAAAAUAUAGUUCACUUUAUUUGCCCAGUAUUUUUUAAUUUGUGAAUUGUUCUUUCAAAAAAAAGUGUUAUUCAUCAUUAGUAAUUCCCACACUGAAGUAUUGCUCAACUAAUCUUCAAUAAAUACAUUAACUAUAUGUUACCAUCGUGGUGAAUGGUGAAAGGUCAGGUUUAUACAUGUAAAACACAAAACCCACCUCCAAAUCUUCUUAGUGUCAUACCAUUCACUAAAUAGUUGGCAGGCAUAAUUAUAUGGCAAUGACCUUAGUGAGUUUGUUUGCAGAUUCUAUUUAAAAUACCCACAGGAUAAGCAAGGGGGUUAAUACACACAAGGUUAAAGGUUAAAGGGUUAGGAUAGGAAUCAGGGUUUACAGAAUUACUCAGUCUUACACAUGAUGUGAGAAUGUUUGUCAUAAAGGCUUUUAAUAUUUUCUUGGAACUUUGUCUUCUUUAGAGUUGUUUUCUACUUGGUAGAUUCUUAAAGAUGGUAUUUACUAUAGGUGUGACAGACAAGGAGUUAAUCUGUGACAUAGCCACUGUAUCUGCCACAUCAAGGAUUUGUGGAGAGUAAGAUUAGAGUCCUACGUCGUCAUAAAUCUCUGCUUCCCAAUUUGGCCAGGUGGUAGCGGGUGGGGCAGUUGCUAGGUGUUGUCUGUGGUCUGUGGACUUGGUGAUAAAACGACUGUCUGUUCAUAUAGGGUCAACCUCUGCGGAGUAGGGACUUUUUUAGACCAGGAAAGUCUCACCUUUGGAAGUUUUGAUGCUCUUUCUUAGGCCUGGUUUAUCAUUUUUUUAAGAACCUGCUUGUCUUUCUUAAGACAAGAAACUUUUUAUGGUACUCGUCUGAGGCUCUACAUGAUGAACUACUGCUUACCUGACAUGUAUGAGAUGCCUCAUACUGGGGUAGGAGGCUACACAGUGCAGGGUGGUGGGGAGCACUGCAUGUACCCAGGUGAGGGACACGGGUACGGACACUAUGAACCCCAGCCACUGCACCAUCCGCCCUGCAUGGAGCAGGCUUGGCAACCCAGCCAGCACUACUCUUGUUCAUAUGCUGGUGGCCCUCCUGUUUUUAAGAGUGAGUUCUGCAGCAUGGAGAUCCCUCUUAGUCAUUUUCAUCAUCAGCCAGAAUAUUUCCCUGAGAUCAAACCUGACUUUUCACACCUGCAGUGGAUGCAGGGGACGCAUAAGAAAGGGUACAUUCCAAGUUACCUGGACAAGGAUGAACUAUGUGUAGUGUGCGGGGACAAAGCCACAGGCUAUCACUAUCGGUGCAUUACCUGCGAAGGUUGCAAGGGUUUCUUCAGGCGGACAAUACAGAAGAAUCUCAACCCAACCUACGCUUGUAAGUAUGAGGGGAAAUGCAUCAUCGAUAAAGUUACCAGAAACCAGUGCCAGGAAUGUCGCUUCAAGAAGUGCAUUGCAGUGGGGAUGGCAACCGACCUGGUGUUGGACAACAGUAAGAGACUGGCCAAGCGGAAGCUAAUUGAAGAGAACCGGGAGCGUCGUCGGAAGGAGGAACUGCAGAAGACGGUGUGGGACCGAAUGGAGCCCACACAAGAGGAGUGGGAACUCAUCCGUAUGGUGACCGAGGCCCAUAUGGCCACAAACGCCCAGGGCAACCACUGGAAGCAGAAGCGGAAGUUCCUGGUCGAGGAAGCUAUGCUUCUUAAUGAAAUAACAUGUAAUUUAUUCUAUACUUCUGACCAGAGUGCAGCGGGGGUGAAGGAAACUAAGCCUGAGGAAAUUGGUCAAGCAUCCAUGGUCAAUCCCCCUGAAGGAAACAAAGUGGAUAUAGAAGCCUUCAGUCAGUUUACAAAAAUUAUCACCCCUGCCAUAACCCGAGUGGUGGACUUUGCCAAAAAACUGCCUAUGUUUUGUGAGCUGCCUUGUGAAGACCAGAUCAUCCUGUUAAAAGGUUGCUGCAUGGAGAUCAUGUCACUGCGAGCUGCUGUUCGCUAUGAUCCCGAGAGCGAGACCCUCACGCUAAAUGGUGAGAUGGCAGUCACACGGGGUCAGCUUAAGAAUGGAGGCUUGGGCGUAGUGUCAGAUGCCAUCUUUGACCUUGGUGUGUCGCUGUCGUCCUUUAACUUGGAUGACUCUGAGGUGGCUCUUCUACAGGCUGUCAUCCUACUUUCAUCCGAUCGGUCGGGCCUGAGUAGUGUUGAGCGAAUCGAACGCUGCCAAGAGGAGUUUCUGCUGGCCUUUGAACAUUACAUCAAUUACCGCAAACACAAAGUGGCACAUUUCUGGCCCAAGCUGCUAAUGAAGGUGACAGACCUGCGGAUGAUCGGUGCCUGCCACGCCAGCCGAUUCCUCCACAUGAAAGUGGAGUGUCCCACCGAGUUAUUCCCUCCUCUCUUCCUGGAGGUCUUCGAGGACUGACCAAUGGAUUUUAAUGUAUGUGUGUAUGUUUGCGUGCAUGUAUGUGUACGCAUACAUCAGUGCCUGGGAACCCUGGUGGUCUCAGGGGUGCAACCAGCAGAAGGCCCGUCACAAUGAACUUUUUAUUAGCACUACUGAGUGUCACUUCAUUCCAUAGUUUAGGAGUAGCUCUCUGGUCUAGUUUGGAUGGAACCAUUCCUUACAGUGCGGGUACAUGUGAAUAGUAUUUUGUUCUCUCUUUUUUUAUGUUUUGUUUUGUUUUGUUGUUGUUAUUGUUGUGGAUAUAACCUCUCACCUCGGAUUUUAAUAUAGACAUUUUUUCUUUUUUGUGUGUUGAUGAUUGUACAGUUGUCAUAAUGGUGAUUUUAUCAACAUUUGUUCAUUCAUUAGAAACCAUGCAAAUGUUGUAUUUUCCUUCCUUUAUGUCGAAAAACUCAAAAUGGCUGCUCACCUGAUACACAAAACAAAACAUUGUUAGUGAUCCGUUAGCCUUUCUCCCACCUGCUUGACUUUACUGGACCCAUUAGUUUGUUAACAUUAACUAUCAUCUAUCUGGUCAGCAUCUGAACUGUUUCUCACCAUCUUAUUGUGACAUGACUCUCUAACAGCAACUCUUAUUCUAAUGGACAAAAGCUCACAAGACUUUGUAAGUAUCAUGGUAGCCACACAUCACAAUGUAGUAGUGCUGCAUUCCAGAGAUGAUGGAAAAAUCUGAAUUUAUGAGAAAAUCUAAAGGCAGAACUCUGCGUAAGAAACUGUGUUGCAAGAUUUGCAAAAUCACCAUUCUGAGAAGCUUUACUUGACAUCAUUGCUGCAUGGUGAUAUACAUUCUUAACACUGUGCAAAAGCACUGAAAGCUCAUUGUAAAUCCUAAAAAUCCAAGUUUGUUUUUCAGUAAUUUAUGACCAUAAUUCUGCCUUUUGUGUUAAGUAGCUAAACAAUUUUGAAAUUAUAGGAACACUGACUGCGUCUUAUGUGCUGAGCUAACUAAUUAGCAAACAUUGUUUCAUACCACAGAAACAUUAGCAGGUUAAUUACAACAGCAUACAAUGGCCAUAGCAGAAGAAAUACAAACAUAAUAAAAGGUGACAUUAAAAAAAAAAAAAGUUGAUUUUUAAACCAAUUUUGACAUAAGCAUCCAAGUGAACGUCAAGAAUGUUUAUCUGAUAAUGAAGUCUGAAAUAUGCAAGCAACUCUGCAUUUAUUGGAGAAAAAACACAUUGCAGAACAUCAAACCAAACUCCAUUAAAAUAUCUGUUAAUUUAAUCACAAGAUUUCCUCAAGUUCUAAAAUGAUCAAGUCCACAUUACAGUUUAGGUUCAGUCCACUAAGAAUUCCAAAUCUAGAUUGUCAGAGAAGUGACACACUCUUAGUGGACCUACAGGAAGCGUAUGAAAUAUUAGGCUAACAAAUUCUUAAUUUUCAAAGGGCUGCUUCUUGAAUAUUAACAAUGCUACGUUGAGGAGUGUGUGCAUUUACAAGGAGAUAAAGGGCUUUCAUCAUAUUCUAGUAAGUGUUUAUGUUUGCCAGAGACAAAAUAGAAAAGAGAAGGAGGCCAUGUUUAAUGAGUCACAGAUUUAAUAUGUGUGUAAGAUUUUUCACCAAAACUUUAUGUUUAAUAGAGCUUCUCACCAACCUCUAAUAAAACUGAUUGUUUAGAGCUUUUGAUAUAAAAGAAUGCAGUAAAUUAAAUGAUUGGCAGAAAAUAAUCUUCAUUUAUGUCUCAUUUGAUAGUUUAUUGAAUAUCUUUAGAUUCUAAAUGAUUGAUCAGACAAAAUUACUAAAAAAAUGAAGUUUAAUAAAACAAGCAAUUAACUGAUUAACCAAGAAAAUAAACGGCUGAUCGAUCGAUAACAAAAAAAAGUGUUGCAGCCCUUAAUAAAUGCAUCAUUUAUAAGCCAGUACUUGGAACUGUUCAGUUAGCUGCAUAAAAAAAAAAAAAAAAAAAGACGUUCUUCACAAAGACAAUCUUCCUUGUGUUCAUGUUUCGUUUUACAAACUGGACCACAGAAACACACAAAGGUUGUACUUCCAACUGACCUGCUAGUAAUUCAGAUUUCCAGCAUUGAAAGGAACGCAACAGUAGCAUGAAAACGAGCUUGUCCAAAAUUGCCAGAGACUGGUCAGGACAAACUAAAGCACAUAAUGACAGUGAUGUCAGAAAAAGACAAUCAUAAAGUACUUGUUUUUGUGUAUUAAUGCCACAUGCUGUGCCAAAACCAAGUGAAUGAUGCCCUCCUUAUUGAAACCCUGCUGGGCUUUCAUAGCGAUACCAAGACUUGACUGGUUAUGCAAGUGCAUGCCACUCACACUGAGUCCUUGACUCUUGUGUUAGUCCACAUUAGCAGCUUCUACAAUACAACCUAUGAGUUUAAAAUAUUCAUCUCGGAUUUGUUGCCGCACUAGUCCCACGAACAUUGUAUUUGUUUGUUGUUGUUUUUUUAAAACUCCCUGAAAAUGGGAGACUGUAUGUUAAAACAGUGACAUCAUGGUGCUAUGGUGGGUUGGGGAAAUUGGUGAUUCAACUGUAUUGUUAUUAACAUGCAGAUAGGAACAUUGUCGGUUUGUAUAACAGCCCACCACCCUCUUAUGAUGGCAUGCAUAUACACUAACACACAAACAUGCACAUAUACAGUACAUACAGUAUACCUGUAUGUAAACUGUGCACAUGCACAUAAAUGCAUAUAUGCAUGUGCCUGGAUAAGAUAUGGGUCAGACCCCACCACUGUGACCAACUGGUGGGAUGUGGAGACCCAGACACAGUAUGAUUCAUCAUCUAUCAGCAAGGUACACUGAGAAAGCUGGUGAGAUAGUGAAAACGUAGCGCCCUUUCCUUUCUUAUAUUUUAGACGCUAUGUUCUCUCUGUGUUGUCGUUCUAAAAGCCUCUCUAUGGUAAUGUCAUUUGCAAUGUGACAAAUAUUUGCUUUGUAUAUCUCGCUUUUACAAGCUUCACACUACUCCUCAAAGCAGCUUGUGUUUUUUUCUCUUUUUUGUGAAGUGAUGCCUUUUAUCAAAGCAAUAGACUUGCUGCAGUGUUUGAAUGACCCGGACCUCACACACACACCUCACAAAACUGUACAGACUCAAAAAUAAAUGCACAGACAAUCAGAGGGAGAGAACUGAUGGGGGUAUGGGCACCCAGGCUCAGGCAGCCAGGUUGACAGGCCAGGCCGUGCUGAGCUAGAGCCAUUUGGAAAAGUAAUAUUGGCCACGUUUACAUGCACCCCUGUUGUCCAUAGUCCUGUUGAAGUCGUUGCCAUGUUAAAUUAUUGAUACCUUGUGACUGAGGCUGCCAGGUGUCAUUAAUAAACCUGUUGAUGAGUAGUCCUGGUAGAAAACACACAGUAAAAAUCAAAAUGAUCUCCUACUUCUGAUUGAUAGAUAAAGUGACCUAAAAUGGCGUGUAAACAUCAGUUGACAUAGGCAACGACAAGAAUAAUGAAAAAUGGGAAAGGAAUUCUUUCAACUAUCAAUAACCAUGGGCUGGCUGCACAAACAUGAAUGAAAUAACAAAAAAAGUUUGGUCACUUUUACUUCUGCUCUGAGACUUGUCCUUGGCCCUUUUCAACCAAAUAGUCCUAGGAACUUAACUCAGGAACUAAACAAGGACCUAAAAUUCACUUUGGUGCGUUUGUGUUUUCAUUGCGUCUUAAGAACUAUGAAGAUCAGACCAGCUAAUUAAAUUAGCUAAUUAGACCUGAAGAGCAUUAAAAGUACAAUGAGAUGAUAAUGCUACCAUCUGCUUGUCUUUUGUGAUUUCCUGCUACAUGACUGUUUGAUGUUCUACCUUAGUACAGGACCACAUUAAAAGCUAACUCUCUUACCUCUUUUUUGAAUUUUUAUAGAAUUUUAGACUAGUCUCAGGAAUUCGGCUGCAUUACUUUGUUAAACAUCAAAAACACUGAAAGAAGUUCCCAGGCUAAGCCCCAGUGACCAUGCUUGCUUGCCGACAACUAUAUAUGUGUUGUAACAGUUUGAAGGCUUUUGUUUGACCAGACAGUGACAUCAGAACUUUAACUCCAUCCUGAUAGGCUGGAUUAUUAAUACGUGCUACCUCAGGACUAGGGAACUUUUUAGAUGGCGUUAACACAAACUGGAACUAUGUUCCUAGGAUGGAAAUGCAAGUAAUGUUCCUGGAAUACCGGAGUUCCUGAAAAUAUUCCUGGGUUCCUGCACAGGUAAAGGGCCACAGUGAGAGGUGAGAAACCUGCACAAAAUAAAAAUGUAAUCAAUUCAAAGAUUUAAUUGAUUCUUUUUUUUCUUUUUUGCCACUAAAGGGCAUACCACCACCAAGCAGAUGGACACACAACCCUGACUUUGUUGGCUAGAUGUUUUCAGCUUUCUUCACCAGCUAGUUAGUAAUUUGUGUGUUGGGUGUUGGGCACUUGACAGGUAGUAUAUGGGUACUGAUAAGAGUGGUGACACUUAACUAUACAUUAAACUACUACUGUACACUUUAAAGUAAAACAGUGAACUCAAAAGAGAGGUAUGAAUUGUAGGAGGCGACCACUUUUACAUUAAACAUGUAUUGCCAUUAGCGAUCACAGUCUACCCCGUGAACUUCUCCACUGUUUAUCCCCCAAAACACCACAGGGUACAUUCAGCACAAUAUCUUUGACAUAUUUCCAUUGCUUUCAACAGCUUUCCUUUAGCUGUUGCAAAUAAAGGUUUGCAGAAUAGUCCAUACAUCUCCUCUAGUGAACUUGCAGAGAGGAACUAAGGCUGAAGGUGCGUGUUGACCUAAGGAUCAGCAGGACCAAUAGCUCCCAAUUCCUGCUUAGCUGCAUGAAAUUAAGUUAGACAACAAAUCUAUGCUUAUAGAUUUUCAAGAGUAAAUGUGUGUAGGUUUGUGAAGUUGAAGAAUUUUCAGUCAAAGUGACUUUUAGUUAGUUUUAAGUCAAAGUUCGUCUCAGUUGGGGACAUCAUGUCUCUUUUUGCAGCCAGCCCUGGUUUUAUGAAAGUCACAGUAUGAAUUUUCAUUGUUAAUGGUGUUUCAGGAGAGUCGAAAAUCCUACUUGACAGAGACAACAAAGCAUACAGUUCAAAAGUUUUCUCAAAGUUUUCAUAAUCAUAAUGAGGUAGUAAACGACAUUACAGGAGUGUUCUUUAAUCAUGACAUUUCACUUUAAUAUUCAAUAGUUAUAAAUUGGUUCUUACAAAUGUGGUGCAAACUAGGCUACUGCCCAUUCACACAACUGCAGAUCUGGACCUAGCAUUAUUUGUGAGUGGUGUUUGUGGUGACCUGAUGAAUGUAAGUCUAAUAUCCACUCUCCUUUAAUCUCUGUCUUGGUCAUCAACAACGUCUGAGAGAAAUAUCUUGCUUUUUACCUGCUUCUGUUUGUGCUAGAUCAUGCUCACCAGCUAGCUGCUCACUUUGUGUACUGUUUGAGGAGGAGUUCGCUAUAGUUGAUUUAUCUGAGCUUUGUGGAUGUUGAAAACAGCCACCUAGUUAAGUAACUGAUGAGAUAGAACAUAAACAGUAAACUUGUAGGCUAUAAAACCAAAAAAGUUACCUAAAAAGAGACUCAGAUGCUUAAUCACUGCAAGUGAUCCUUAAUAUUACAAUAAGUAAUUUGACUCAUUGUUAUAGGGGUAAGAAAUGGCCCACUACAAAAUUCAUAUUCCAAAAUAGGGGGCAUAUCACCCUGAGAUGUGUAUGUGAGAGUUAGAGUAUCACCUCUUAAGGCACAAAGUGGAUAAGGGCUAGCUGAUUAGCAUGCUAACUUCUAUAGAUAUCUCUGCAACACAAUACACAUAUUAUACAAAGAACUAAAGUAAAAUAAAAAAAUGAAUUUUUGACCAGAUUAGAUCAAAAUGCAAAUUCACAUAACCAUUGCAAAACUUUUUGUAGUCUAAGAAACUAAUGUUUGUUUUUUGUAGAGUAUGUACAAAGUGGUGUUGAUGGCCGUAAGAAUAUGUUGGAUUUUUACACCUCACACAUCACGACCAUAAUUACUUGAAAUAUUAUAUGCACAGAGUUGUUGGUGCAUGUAAACAUAGUCAAUGCUGACUGGUGUUUAAGUAAAUGUUUACUGUUCCUGAAGAGGUGCCAGUACGCUGUUAUCUCUCCCACGAGUUGUUACUCUUAAGGUUACUCAGUUACAAACCAAUAACAAGAGUUGCACCAUAGAAAAGCUAUUUUACAGUACAAAGGAAAAAAGGAUGUAUAUUUUCAGACUGCAGAUUUUUUUUACGGAUGUUAUUAGCAUUAAUAUGAACAUUAUAUUGUUUCGCAUAGUUUGAAAAAUACAGUACAGUAGAGCAAGAGCUCUCAAAUUCAUUUCCAUGUCUUCAAAAAAAAACAAUGAGCAAGACAUUAUGAAUCAUAAAAAGACACUUCAAUUAGUGCAUUAGUUCUACAAUAAAAAUUUUAAAGAAAUGUUACUGUAGCUGGACCUCGCUGUCAGUACAAAGCAGCAUAGCUACACAUGAACAUGUGGGGACAACUUCUUGGUCAAAGUAUAACCAGCAUCAGAGAAAAAGUUAUCCACCAUCAACAGAGAUUUCUCUCCUUGUGUGUUUGAGUGUCCUCUUGUUCAGAUCAUCUGUUCAACACAUACUGGAAAACCGUCACAGACAGAAAGGGAGAUUAAGUGUCAAAAUGAGAUGCUGCCUUGCAGCUUGGUAACAUUGUCUAGUAAUCCAUUGUCCAGCUCUGGAAAGUGCUUUGACAUGAGUGUGGAGGAGCCCAAGUGGAAAUGAUUUUAAGCUCAUGACUGAUGAUGAUUGCAGCUACUGUGAAUUGGCUCUUGAAAAUAAAGAUGGUUUUGAGAGAA